Molecule: messenger RNA, 600 nt
Organism: Magnolia sinica
Lineage: Eukaryota; Viridiplantae; Streptophyta; Magnoliopsida; Magnoliales; Magnoliaceae
Exons: 2
Coding region: 1-600 (199 amino acids)
Source: RefSeq, a predicted model, not a curated record
AUGGCUGAAAAUAUUACGCUUUCCCAGGAAAUUUUGUGCCACUUAAACAAAAGAGUGCGAGGCGGGAAUAUUGUGGUUAAGCUGGACAUGGAGAAGGCAUAUGAUAGAGUCAAGUGGUCCUUCCUAAAGAAAAUUCUGGGGAGGUUUGGCUUCUCGAGCCCGUGGGUGAAGCUAGUGGAGCGUUGCUGGUCCAAUUACAGGUUUUCGGUGCUGAUUAAUGGAGAAUCUGCGGGUUUCUCCAAGUCCACUAGAGGCCUCAGGAGUCUUCCUGCCUCUAGGGCCUCCUCUAUUCAGCGGGCUCUUGGGAUGUCGAGAGCCUCUUCUAAUUUGAGGUACCUGGGGGUGCUGGUUGGAGUAUGGAGAAGGAAGAUAGCAAAUUUCCAGCCAUUGAUAGACAAGGUGGAUAGUAAGAUCAGAGGGUGGCAAUCCAGAUGCCUUUCCCAAGCGGGCAAGGCUACGCUUCUGCAAAAUGUGCUGAGUAGUAUUCUGGUUCACACGUUAGCAGCAAUCCUGGUUCACUCUAGGGUGUUAAAGGCUCUAGAAAGAAGGUUCACAGAUUUCUUUUGGGGUUGGACUGAUGGUAGGAAGAAGCUACAUUAG